AUGCCACAAUCAUCCUAUCCGUCCGACCAAUCUGUCGAGGAUCUAUUAAAAAGCUGGGAGCCAGGUACAAAACUCGAUCUGAGCUUAGGCAGCUCAUACAACACUAAAGAGCCAGAGUUUACCAAUUGGUUUGCCCAAAGUGACAAUCAACAGCGAAGUUCGUCCCCUACUCCAGAAUGGUACGAUCGCUCGCUCACCCCCGGCUCACAAGCUCCUUCUCUCUCAUCGUCUGAUAAUUCCUUUUCUGACCGAAGUCCGUCGACACCCGUCGUCUUUCCUGUCGUACCCCAAAAUGAAUCUCCGUCAUUCGACGCAUUCUUCCCUUCACAGAGUGGACCAUCUUCCAAUCGCGGUCAACCAUCGAGUCCAUUCGUGUCGGAAGAUCGAUAUACCGGCUCACCAUCACCUUUGCAGCAUAAGCCAUCAGUAGAAUCAGCAGAGCAGGAAAGUGCAUCUCAUACAGAGCCUAGAAGACCUAACAAAACGGCGCAGUUACAGGAUUGGGAUUUCCAGUGGUUGAGACCACCUCGGACAUCACAGAUCAGAUCAGACUCUGCUCAGUCGUAUGCUUCUAAAAGCGAUCAUGGUGGUUCACCUGUCCCCACUUCCCCUUUUCCAUCUUUCCAUGAAGGUAGCCCUGCACCUUCGUUUUCCGGAUUCUCCGGUGCUUGGUCUCCCAUUUCCGAAAGGUCGACCCCUGCGCCAUCUAUACUAGCUGGCGGUCGGAACAGCAGUGCAUAUACAGGUCUUCAGCGAGGGAGUGUAACGCAUGGACGAGGUUACAGAUCAUCUUCGAGUGUAGCUUCUUCAGGGGCAAGCUCAUCCGCAUCAGGACAAUCUCAAAGUAGCUUCAAGCUCAGACCUACAUUGGACCCGAAUUCGGCGUACAGUCGGUUAAUCCUCGAAAGGGAAAAUCGACCAGAUGUUACGGCCUCGGGAGUAUCUGAAGAUAGAGUACUUCCAAGUCUAUCAGCUUGGGCUAAACAGCGGGCGAAACAGAAAGGAAUCACGAAUAGAGGAUAUCACAGAGGGCUAGAUAGUGUCAAAUCAAAAUUUCAAUCAAGUACGCCUGGUUUGAAUACGAUUGAACGUACUGACCGGGAGACGGAGGCAUUCUGGAUUAGGAUGGAACAACAUUCAGCUGAACAAUUUCAAGAGCUCAAGGAGUCUCGUGCCAAUAGGUCGAUCGCGUCAAAGAUCAGCUCUGGGAUAGCCUCUCGGGUGAGAAGCGUUUUCAAGAGAUUUUCACACGAUCAUAAUUCCUGUGUGAAUAGAAAGGAUAAUAAUAAUGUUGAAAUGCCCAGUAAUGUGGAGAGUGGGGGAUCGGACAAGAAGCGAAAAUGGUUUGCGAACCGUAAACGGAAUAAAGUAAAAAGUAACUCAUCAAUCGCAACAACCCCGGAUUCAAGCACAAGCACAAGUACAAUUUUCUCACCGGUAUCACCUGGCUAUGAAGUUUCACCUAGUAUACCCUCCAUAAACUCAUCGAUACGAUCCUCGAGUUCUACUUAUACAGUCUCACGCAAUGCAUCUUCUACUCGAUCGAGAAUCUCGACCAGUAGAGCACCAACAUUGAUGCAGGAUGAUGAUUGGCUUGGUGGAGGGGGUGGGCUGGGUAUAAAUAUUGAUCAGCUCGGAAGAGAUUGA
Molecule: messenger RNA, 1647 nt
Organism: Kwoniella botswanensis
Lineage: Eukaryota; Fungi; Basidiomycota; Tremellomycetes; Tremellales; Cryptococcaceae
Exons: 3
Coding region: 1-1647 (548 amino acids)
Source: RefSeq, a predicted model, not a curated record